Hemibagrus wyckioides is the source of this 3448-nucleotide messenger RNA. RefSeq lists its product as uncharacterized. The transcript has 10 exons. Lineage: Eukaryota; Metazoa; Chordata; Actinopteri; Siluriformes; Bagridae. The coding region runs from base 2195 to 3448 and encodes 417 amino acids. The record is from RefSeq and is a predicted model, not a curated record.
CUGUUAGCACCCAGAAGCUGAUUAUAACAGCAUUUUUCCUGAGUGUUUUAUAAGUGAGUAAAACUUCAGUGGUGGUAUUUACUGAUGUACUGUGUAUAACAGUGGUGGGCCGUGCAUUUCAGACCUAGGCCUUCACUGGUGUCCUUCCUGAAUGAAUCCACCUCUAUACCUUCAUUAUGACAUCACCAUGGGCAUCGCUAGGCCAUUUUCUACUCAGCCCCCCUAAAAUUCUGCGAUUCUCCAUAAACUCUACACAAAUUGGUGAUCACCUCAGUCCCCUUUAACUUUCAUAUGAAAACUCCGGCAGAUUUCGGCUCCUCCCCGUCUUUCAGCGCGUUCUUCAAUCCGCAGAGCGAGGAUCAGAGGACUUGUGUGUGUGUGUGUAUGUGUGUGUGUGUGUGUGUGUGUGUGAUCAGGAAGACUCGUAUUUGGCUUGUUCAGUACUCAAAUGUUAUACACAUCUAUGCAAUACAGUGGAAUGCUGCAAUACGUUUACCAUCCUACCCUGUUAGUCAAACCUUUAUUUUAUUUAUUUAUUAAUUUAUUUUUUACUAUUAUACCCUCAUUGGGGGCCGAGCCCCCCUUAAAUGAGAAUUCUAGAAUCACCCCUGGAAGCCACGGCAAUAAAUACUAAUCAACCGUUAAAUAACAAAAUAAAAAAGAAAUUAUUCUACAGUAUUUCACACCUCACAAGGAAUAGUCCAUUUUAUUACAGUUACUUUUCUCCAAAAAAAAAAAUUCUUGUUGCCGUAUGCAGCAAACUGCAAUCUCUGGAGGACGCAGCAUCCGAAAUGAGACGCAGAGGAUAUAGAAAUGAUAUUCUCAAUAAUAGAAGAUAUGCUUGUUUAAAAAAUUGUUUAUUUUUCACAGUUAAAAGUUUUGUGCUAAAAGCUUUUCUUUAUCUCAGCUGAGGUGUGGAAGCUGCAUGCUGUAUGGGGAGCUGCUGCUGCACUCGUUCCUGCUCUGCUUCUCUCUCUUAUUAUCGCUGUCCUGUGUAUUAAGAGGAAGAAAAGAUCAGAGAGAGACACUCAGUGUGUUCCAACACCUGGAGAUGAUACAUACACAGCGCUGAACCUCAUGACUGUGUCCCCAGAAUAUGACACACUGCAAAAUGUGGCUUCAGUAAAGAGAAGAACUCCAGAACUGGAGAAUGAUCACUAACAGCUGAGUUUGGUUAUUGACUUUACAUUCAGCAUCAUGACCAGAACAGGAAGGAUGCUCAGGGUUCUUCAAACAGCAGUACAGUGCUAUCCAGGUAAUUGCUGUGGUGGUGUUAGGUGGUUGGUAUGGUUAUUCCAGUGGUUUGCUAGCAUGUGGCUGGCUGGUUGCUGUGAUAUUUCAGGUGCUUUUUAUGGUGUUGCUAGUUGGUUGCUAGUAUGUUGGUAGAUGGUUCUCAUGAUAUUCCAACCUUGAUUCCAAUCUUGACAAAAAGAACAGGCUCACUAUUUGUAUGGUAUAAUUCCUGUAUAUUUUGUAGGAUCUAAGAAGAACAGUAUGCUGUCUCUGUCAAGAAAAAUCACUUAAUCACUAAAGAAAAAAUCUUGUGUAAGAAAGGAAAGUUAGUCUCAUUUAAAAAAAAGGAAGAGACUAAGCUAAAUUUAGGAGGUAUGAUGACACAACAUGUUUCUCAACUUCUGUGUCUUUACUGUUAGAGUCAUAAAGAAGCUCAUAACUGCUUACGAGUGCAGUACGAGUGAAGGAGGAACAGGCUGAUUAAAGACCGUUAAUAUUCAUUAUAAGAGUAAGAUCGAUUCAUUUUGUAUUUAUGAGGAUAUUUUUGGUGUAAAUUCUACACGUGGUGGAUCUUCGAGUGUCAGCUGUCUGAAGGCUGAUGUUUUCCAGAAUGUUGAGAAAUAUUACAGUAGCAGCGAUCCUCAUGUUACUGACAGCCCUGACCCGUCAAGGCAUGGACUCCACUACAUCCCUGAAGGUGUGCUGUGGUAUCUGGCACCAAGAUGUUAGCAGCAGAUCCUUUAAGUCCUGUAAGUUGCGAGGUGGGGCCUCCAUGGACCGUGCUUGUUUGUCCAGUACAUCCCACAGAUGCUCAAGUGGAUUGAGAUCUGGGGAAUUUGGAGGCCAAGUCAACACCUCAAACUUAUUGUGCUCAUCAAACCAUUUCUGAAAUAUUUCUGCUUUGUGGCACGAUGCAUUAUCCUGUUGAAAGAGGCCACAGCCAUCAGGGAAUACUGUUUCCAUGAAAGGGUGUACAUGGUCUGCAACAAUGCUUAGGUCGGUGGUACGUGUCAAGGUAACAUCCAUAUGGAUGGCAGGACCCAAGGUUUCCCAGCAGUACACUGCCCAAAGCAUGACACUUCCUCCUCCAGCUUGCCUUCUUCCCACAGUGCAUCCUGGUGCCAUGUGUUCCCCAGGAGUUCAGACUCAGCACAGUGUAACUCUCUCCUCUCAGAGUCUAUGUGUUGUUACUAGAUCUACAGUAAAAAUCCCCUGUAGUUUUACAAAACCUGAUCAGUCCACAGUCACAGAGAGAGAGUGGUAUCGAGUCCAGAGCUCUGAAGGAGAACCACGAGACCUGAACAAUGAUCCAGAAUACUCAGGACGAGUGUCUGUAAGCACCUGGUGGUCUGACUGUGAGCUGACAGUGAGGAAUGUGAGAGUGAGUGACUCUGGAGUUUAUAACUUUAGAUUUAAAACACAGAGCAGUGACUGGAUAUCAGCAUCAUCUGGAGUACAACUGACUGUUACAGACUUGCAGCUGAAGGUGGAUCCUAACACUGUGGGACAGAGAGAAGUGAAAGUGACCUGUAGCUCCACCUGCAGAAUCAACACACACUAUUUCUACUGGUACAGGAAUGGCCAUUACAUCAAAUACACAAAUGAUGCCUCCAUUGUUCUUGACUCCACCAGUCGAUAUGUUGAAGGCAGCUACUCCUGUAAGGUGUAUGAGACUGAACACCGCUCUCCUCCAGUGUGCCUCACAGUGAUAAAAUCAGUGUGGUUCAUUAAAGAGCAGAUUAAAGUUGAGCCUGAGGAUCUGACAGAGGAUGAGGAGUAUCAGGGUCGAGUGCAGUACACACAGAGCUCCCAGAAUGACUGUAGUCUGAGAAUCACUAACCUGAGAGAGAGAGACGCUCGAACAUACAGGUUCAGAUUCUACACUGAUCCUACAGGAAAAUACACCGGAAAACCUGGAGUCACUCUGUCUGUCACAGAUCUGAAGGUUACAGUAUCAGACUCGGGUAGUGGACAAAUCAAGCUGAACUGUAUCACCACCUGCUCUCUGUCUAACAACCCCACUUACAUCUGGUACAAGAACGGACAGCGUGUGUCUGAGUGUAAAUCUGCCUCCUGCUCUGUAGCUGCAGUCGGUGGUGUGGUCAGUUACAGCUGUGCUGUUGAAGGUCAUGACAGUCUCCUCUCUCCUCCAGUGUGUGAGUGUGGAUUUUACUCUCCUCAAUCAGAGUCCAUCUACAUGUCUAUCAAACACUGA